AUGGAUAAUCUCGGUGGAGUAGAUGCAGAUAGCGUGGGAUUCGAUAUGAACAUGGUGGUCAACCAACCGCCACAGAUAUUCGGGGCGUACAAUCCUGAUGGUUCGCCCAUAACACCAUCUCUUCCAGGACCAGUGUUUCCCGAAGACCACCUAAGUGGCAAUAUGGAGGAGAGUAACGAUGCGAAGAGGCGGAGAAUUGCAAGAGCAUGUGAUAUGUGCCGAAAAAAGAAGAUUAAGUGCGACGGGAAGAUGCCAAAAUGCUCGCACUGUAUAAACUAUAAAACCGAGUGUAUCUUCACUCAGGUGGAAAAGAAGCGGAAUCCACCGAAAGGAGCCAAAUACAUAGAAGGACUGGAAAAUCGAUUGGGCCGCAUGGAAUCCUUACUACGACUAUCCGGGUUGUUAACGGAAGCGGACGCUGGUAAAACCGAUCUUAGUGCUCUUGAGAAGCGGUUUGCAGAUAAGUCAAGCCAACCCGGUGGCUUGUCGUCCAAGCAGUCAACCGCAUCCUUUGGCUUUAAUCAAACCAGCCAACCAUCCCCCAUAACUUCUACACCACAUGCAGAUUCUCACACCAGCCCAAGGACCGCGGCUACUUCGCCAGACUCUCAAAAGGAGACGGAGGCUGAGUUAGAUUCUCUAUCAGAUAUGAUGUGUUCCUUGGUCACCAACAAUUGCGGGGAGACUCGAUAUAUUGGAUCAUCAUCUGGCUUCUCAAUAUUCUCACCGAAGGGCAUCCAAUGGGUCAACGAGAAAACGGGAGAUUCAUCGUUUCAGGAUAUGAUAUCAUCCGCAUAUGUAGAUGACAAUAAAUGGAUAUAUUGGAAGCCAGAGGUUUUCAGUGACAUAUUCGCUCGUCGUGUUUUCAAACCGUUACCCCCCCGAGAGGAAGCUCUAUCCCUCUUUAAAGAUUAUUUUGAGAACUUUAAUUGUGUCUUCCCUCUCUUUCACGAACCCACAUUUAUGCACCUGGUCGAACGACAGUACUCCCGCGACCCUUACGAAGGCUCUGGAUGGUGGGCCAGCAUCAAUGUGGUGUUAGCUAUAUCUCAUCGGCUACGAAUUAUGAGUAACUUGGUGCCGCAAGAGGAAGAUAAAAAAGCCUGGUUGUAUCUGAAGAAUGCGAUGGGUGUUUUGACUGAAUUGACGAUGAGAAAUACUGAUCUCCUAAGUGUGCAAGCACUUAUUGGAAUGGGAACUCCUAACCCACAACCAACAUUUUUCCUAGUCGCCGCAGCGAUCCGCCUCUCGCAUAGUAUAGGUCUGCACAAACGCGGGUCUGGAUUCGGUUUGAACCCUGUUGAGCUUGAGCAGCGAAAGCGAGUUUUUUGGAUCGCAUACAUACUAGACAAAGAUCUAUGUCUUCGAUCCGGGAGGCCCCCGGUACAGGAUGACGACGAUAUGAAUGUCGAGCUUCCUAGUGAAGAUCCUCCAGAUAAUAUUGGAAACGUACCACUCUCCGAUGGUAAAGGAAAAAUAAAUCUUUUCCGAUUGAUGUGCAUAUUUGCAUCAAUCGAAAGUAAAGUAUAUAAACAGCUCUAUUCGACCAAAGCCGCACGACAAUCAGAUGGUGAGCUUCUCAAUACGAUUGGAGAACUUGAUCGAGAGCUUGAAGAAUGGAAAGACAGUAUACCACUUGAUUUCCGGCCUGAACAUGAGAUCAAAGCUACGCACCGUCCGUUGAUUCUUCAUAUAGUAGUGUUACACUUUGCUUACUAUAACUGUCUGACCACAAUUCACCGAAUGUCUGUUCAUCAUGGAUAUUGGACUAGCCGAUUAUCGAAUUAUGCAAUCCAAGGUUUGAACGCGAGGCCUUUGAAUCCUCGUGUGUUUUCUUCUGCUGUUCUUUGUGUUUCUGCUGCACGUGCCUCCAUACAUUUGAUCAAAUAUAUACCCCAAGGCGACUUUGCCUGUGUUUGGUUGAUUCUUUACUUUCCUAUUUCCGCAUUGGUCACGCUGUUUGCAAAUAUACUUCAAAACCCACAAGAUGCCCGUGCACGAUCUGAUGUCAAAUUAAUGGGACUUGUCGUAAAUUUUCUUUCGAUGCUCGUCGCAGAUGAAUCGAACGGGAGUGUUAGACGAAUGCUGGGCGUCUGCUCUGAAUUCGAGAGAAUAGCAAAGGUUGUGCUGGAGAGGGCUGAAAAGGAAUCUCAGACAAAACGGAAGCGUCGGGCUGGAGGUGCUGACGACGGCACCAAUGAUGAAGGACCUGUCCAACCGCCUGGCAGUGACCACCAAGCUAGCUCCGCGCCGGAUAUCCAACCGGAAGAUGUCACACCUAAAGAAUCUUUAUCUACGCAAACUUUCCAACAAACAAAUUCAGGUAUCCAGCCAACAAGCCAGAGCAAUGGAAAUGUUUACUUUAACCAACCUGCGCGUAUGGAGCCAGAAUCAUCAACACCAGCAGCGACAACUGCGGCGACAGUGACAACGGCAUCGGUCACGUCUGGAGCCCAUUUCGGACACGGAUACGAGCAGAAUUUUUCUUCAGAAAUGUUGACCCCUAACCAGGUGAAUCCAAGUGCGUUCACUAGCGGCGGCCCGUCAUUCUCCAGCCCGAGUCCAAUGCCCAUAGAUUUCUCGUCAUUUCAACAACCAUUUGUGCCCCAGGAACUCUGGCAGAUGCCAAUGACAUUAGAGUGGGACUGGGCAGACGUGCCCAGUAACUUCCCAUUCGCAAACGGAGACGAGCACCAGGCAUAG
Histoplasma mississippiense is the source of this 2703-nucleotide messenger RNA. RefSeq lists its product as hypothetical. Gene Ontology annotation, biological process: regulation of DNA-templated transcription; DNA-templated transcription. The transcript has 7 exons. The record is from RefSeq and is a predicted model, not a curated record. Bases 1 to 2703 code for a protein of 900 amino acids. Lineage: Eukaryota; Fungi; Ascomycota; Eurotiomycetes; Onygenales; Ajellomycetaceae. Gene Ontology annotation, molecular function: DNA-binding transcription factor activity, RNA polymerase II-specific; zinc ion binding; DNA binding.